Lolium rigidum is the source of this 2175-nucleotide messenger RNA. RefSeq lists its product as uncharacterized. Bases 1 to 2175 code for a protein of 724 amino acids. Lineage: Eukaryota; Viridiplantae; Streptophyta; Magnoliopsida; Poales; Poaceae. The transcript has a single exon. The record is from RefSeq and is a predicted model, not a curated record.
AUGGAUCGUCGUGCUAGCUUUGCUGUCCCGGCGAGCAUCCGCGUCAGGAUUCCUGACCAGCUGCCGACGCUGUUCGAGCCGCAGAAGGCCACACCGCACGUGCGCACCCGCUCCGACGCCGCUGAAGAAGUGCCGUCUCCGGAGCGCCACCUCACCGUGCUGGCCCUCCAGCUCGCCGUCCUCGAGAAAGCCGCAAGCCGUCUCGGCACGCUGGCCUUCGUCUGGGCCACGGUCGUCCUCCUCGGCGGGUUCGCCAUCACGCUGGGCCGGACCGACUUCUGGUGCAUCACGGGCCUCCUCCUAAUCGAGGGCACCCGCAUCCUGGGCCGCAGCCACGAGCUGGAGUGGCAGCACCAGGCCACUUGGCGCCGCCACCGGCCCGUGUCCUGCGCUAUUGUGCGCGCCUUCUCCUGGAUGCAGCUCGUCUCCGCCUCGGCGUGCGUGUCCCUCUCCCUCAUCCGCCUCCUCCACCAGCACUAUGGCGGCAGUGAGGAGGCCCGCACCAAUCGGAGCGCCGCGCUGAACAUCUUCUACGGCCUGGCGCUCGCUGAGGCACUCCUGUUCCUCGCCGAGAAGGCGCUGUGGCAGUGGAAGAUUGGCCACCGACGCCUUCUCGAGCGCGUCACCGAGGACUGUAACCUUGCUAACGCCUGCGGCGGCGAGGUCGCCGUCCGCCGCUUCUUUUAUGACUCCUACUCAUGCUGCCUCAACGGUAGCAUCUUCGACGGCCUUCACAUGGACCUCGUCUCCUACGCCGACGACCUCGUCACUCUGGGCUCCCACGACGAGCAGAUCCUUGGCGUCAGCAUCCUCGUCUCUCUCGCCGAGUCCGACCGCUUCGCCGACGCCGCGCUCCGUAAGAUAGGCGUGUCCGCGCCCACCAUCGAGAGGCUCAUCGAGAUGCUAAGCUGGAAGGACUCGGCGGAGAGGGAGGUCCGGCGAUCGGCGGCGGUAGUGGUGUCCAUGCUCACAGAGAGGAAGCACAUCGCCCUCCGCAUCACCGGCAUCCCCGGCGCUAUCGAGUCCGUCGCCUCGCUACUCUACGCUGACCUCGACGAGCUCAACAUCCUCGGCCUCUCCAUCCUCAACAAGCUGGCUCACGACCACGAUAACCGCGACAAGAUCGGCAACACGCGCGGCCUCCUCGACAAGAUCAUCUCCUACUCCAGCAUCGACCAUGGGCGCCUGGCCCCGACAACGCCGAGGGACAUGAGGCUCAAGGCGGUGAAGCAAUCGCUCCGCCUGGUGAAGAGGCUGGCGGGGACGACGGGGAACACCGGGAAGCUGCUCCGGAGGGAGCUAACUGACAUCGUCUUUACCGUGAGCAACGUCAGGGAGGUGCUGCAGCACCAUGACAAGAAGGUCCAGUCCGAGCUGCACCAGCUGGGCAUUGAGAUACUGACGAGCCUUGCCAUGGACAAGGAGGCGAGGGAGGUCAUCGGCGGGACGGGCGGCGUGGUGAGAGUGCUUGUCUCCAUGUUCUUGUCUCCAGUGGCGACGGCAGAUUUUCGACAUGCAGACGCGAUCCGGAUGGAGGCCGGCGAGGCGCUCGCGAUGCUGGCCCUGGAGAGCAAGAACAACUGUGGCGCGAUCAUAAUGGCUCUUGGCGGAGGGGUCGGGAGGCUCGUUGUCGCGCUGAACGACCCUGUUGUCAUCGUCGGUGCCGCCAGGAUCCUGCACAACCUAUGCUCCUAUGCUGGCGACGAGUGGCAGGUCAAGCUGAAAGGAGUCACCGCCGGCGCUACCAAGGUGUUGAGGACAAUCAUGGUGGAGAAGGAGAAGGUCCUCAACAUCUUCCUCGGGCUUGCGGCGCAGAUGGUCCAGUUUAUGGAGCCAAGGGAGCUCAAAGCAAGCCUCGACACGGCGAGCGUGGUGGACACGGUCCUGGCGGGGACGCUGGUGCAGGUGCUGCGUCAGUACAGCCGCCCGUCCAUGGACGUGCCUCGAGUCCGCCGGUACACCAUCGAGCUCGUCGUUGCCAUGAUGCGGUCGGACGCUCGCUACGUGGCCCUGUUCGUCGAGCUCGGGAUGGAGGGCGAGCUGAGACGCGUCGCUGGAACCACAUCGCAGCUCGAGUGCUUCAAUGUCUUCUCCGGAAGCGUAGGGCUCAGUCGACACACCAUCAAUGUUAGCUCGCUCGUCACGUCAGCGUUAGAGUUGAUGAAGAAGAACUGA